UCAGCGAGCAACGUUGUCAACGAGUUUGACGUUUCGGGGUAAUCAAAACACGAACCGCAACGUGCUCCGCUUCCAACGAGUUUUAAAACUUCUUUUCCAAAUUGUCCUUUUUAGAAGCACAAAAUGCAGUCCGACGAGGAGAAAAGUGAGGAGCGUGUACGGCCCGGCACUGGCAGAAAAGGCCCAAAGAGUCACGCAAACGGAGAUGGACCGGGAAACUACAGUAAAAAUGAAAUCCGCAAACGAAGUCGCACCUUCCUUCACCGGCAGUUUCGCAUCAUCGUCCGCAAUCUCUCCUACAAGAUCACCGAGAAAAAACUUCGCAGUGAGUUCGAGCGUUUUGGGGCACUGGAGGAGGUCAAUAUUCUUAAGCGCCCAGACGGCAGGCUUGUAGGGUGCGCGUUCCUGCAGUUCUCUAAAAAGGAAGAAUCCGACCAGGCAAUCCGCGAGAUGGACAGCGAAGUGUUUAUGGGCAGGAAAAUAGAGGUCAGUUAUGCGCUGGAUAAAUCUACCUUCCAGCGAGUGAAACAUGAGAAAGUUCCCAAAAAGGAAGAACUGAAAGAGGAGCAAGAGGACACCAGUGCCGUUACUGACGAGGAUCUCGAAAUCAAGGAUGAAACUAGCGAUGAUUCUGACGAAGAUGAGGACACAGAUGUAAACGAUGGCGGAAACGAUGAUGAUGAUGAGGACGAAGAAGAAGAAGAGGGGGAAGAGGAGGAAGAUGAGGAGGCGGAUACAGAGGAGGAAGAUGAGGAGGCGGACACAGAGGAGGAUGAUAAGCCUGAACUAGACAUGAAAGCCGAUGGCGGAAGUGGUAAGCUUGCAAUCAAGCCGGAGAAAAAACAUAACGAGAUUGAGGAGGGGCGUACCGUGUUUGUCAAGAACUUACCGUUCGAUGUCGAAGUGGAAGAGCUGAAGGAACUAAUGUCCCAGUUCGGUAUCGUAGAGCAGGUGCUAAUCAACCGAGAACCGAUAUCUGGGCACUCGAAGGGUUCGGCAUUCGUAAUCUUCAGACUGAAGGACUCGGCCCAGAUGAGUUGCCGCCAAAGUUUGAAGCUACAGGUGCAUGAUCAAUUUAUCGAAAUUCUAGAAGCUCUGCGCAAAAAGGACAUCAAGGAUCGCGAAAAGGCGCGCCUGGAACGCCAAGCGAAAGAUUCACGAAAUUUGUAUCUCCUGAAGGAGGGCCUUAUCAUGGCCGGUUCCCCGGCUGCCAAGGGGGUUUCCAAGGGCGAUAUGGCGCAGCGGUUACGGCUCGAACAACGCAACAACGAGAUGCUGAAGAACUACAAUCGUUUUGUAUCACGGGAGCGACUUACGAUACACAAUUUGCCAGAAAAUUUUGCCAACGACGACUUGAGAAAGAUGGUGCUGAAGUUUACCUCACACAAACCGAACGAAUGCCGCGUGAUGCGUGACACGCGACCUUCUUUUGGUAAUCCGUCGGGCAAAUCGCGUGGCUACGGAUUCCUAUCUUUCAAGCGUCAUGAAGAAGCGUUGGAAGUUUUGCGUAAACUAAAUAAUAACCCGAGCGUAUUUGGACGAAAUCACAGGCCUAUCGUAUCGUUUAGCAUCGAAGAUAAGAAAGUGCACAAAAUCAAACAGCAACGAUUGGAAAAGUCUCGCCUCAACAAUCCCACGUAUGUGAAGAAGAUGGAAGAACAGAGCAAGAAAAAGGCACAGAAACUGCUCGCGAAGAAAGAGAACAAACGAGCGGCGAUGGAAAAGCUGGCCGUAGCUCCCGGUGCCGUGCUGCAGAAACUCACUAAUGCAAAAGCCAGCGGCCAGGGCGGCAGGGCGGUCCCUGACGCUUCUGGUCCUCGGAAGAAGGAGCGAAAACGGGAUGUUGAGCAAUCACUCACACCCUUCACUGGCGAACUGUCGAAAAAAGGCAAAGUAGGCAUACGAUCGAACCGUAAGAUCCACCACCAAGCCGAUGCUCACAUGCAGCGCAUUAAGGAGGAACGGAAGGAACAGAAAAAGAAACGGACGAAGCAAGAACACGACCGGAAUCGGAAGAUGAAGGUUUCGCGUAAGGUCAAACCGAAGGUAAAUGUCGCGGAGCUGAAAAAAGAGGACAACUAUUUCAAGGAGACAGUGAGCAAAUACAAGGAUUUGAUCAGUAACGCCACCAAUCGUACGGCAAGGGGCAAAUGGUACAACGAAUAGCCGACGAUUUAGUUCACAAAAACGUAAAUUCUAGCUGAUAAAUAAAGAGAAAUCCACAAAGGGUUUGAAACAUGA
Molecule: messenger RNA, 2241 nt
Organism: Anopheles aquasalis
Lineage: Eukaryota; Metazoa; Arthropoda; Insecta; Diptera; Culicidae
Product: RNA-binding protein 28
Cellular component (GO): nucleolus
Molecular function (GO): mRNA binding
Source: RefSeq, a predicted model, not a curated record